Messenger RNA from Monomorium pharaonis (pharaoh ant), 3370 nucleotides. Its product is annotated as transcription cofactor vestigial-like protein 4. The transcript has 5 exons. NCBI's taxonomy places the organism in Eukaryota, Metazoa, Arthropoda, Insecta, Hymenoptera, Formicidae. Bases 753 to 1253 code for a protein of 166 amino acids. Gene Ontology annotation, molecular function: transcription coactivator binding. The record is from RefSeq and is a predicted model, not a curated record. Gene Ontology annotation, biological process: negative regulation of DNA-templated transcription.
GCAUACCACACAUUCCGGCGUAAUGCCGAGCAGCGCGCACGCGGCGGCGGCGGCGGCCGGCGGGGGCGGGAGGAGGAACGAUGGUGGCGCGAGGAGGAGAAGGACGGAGGAGAGAACGAAUAGCCGGAGCAACCGAGGUCUCGCUGCCUGCCUCUGCCUGCCUGUCGUGUCAAACGGGCCGUGCCGUGUCGCGCGCGCGCGCGCGUGUGUGUGUGUCUGUGUUCCACCCGCCCGCAUACCAUUAGAUCACGGUGGUUUUCAAUGGGGAAAUUGGACGGCCGCUCGCGGCAGGACGCGCCGACGACGUGAGUGCCGUGCGUACGUGCGUGCGUGCGCGCGUUGAUCGACGUCGCGUUCCUCCAGACCGGGGUGUCAACCGCGCGGCGCGCUGCUGCGCGGCUCCGGUGCGGUGCGGCGCGGUAGCCAAUUGUCGCGCGGCAGACCGUGUGUGCGAAGACCGUGCGUGCCUUGGCGACGACGUUGACUACGAGGACGUCGGCGAGCGAGACGGGAGUAAAAGGCGGAGCGCCUGGUUUUGCGACGUGGAAGCGCAGACGGGGACAAGGACGACGUAUCCUUGUCACAAAAAAGAACUCGGCGGUGAGGGGAGAGUUCGAGGAUCCAUAAACUGGUCCGAGGGUGCGCGCAAGUUUCACGUGAGGGUGGCACGUGACGGGAGGAAAAUAGAAGGGAAGGACGAGGAGAGAAAAAGAGGAAAUUCAAACGGCUGGAACGAACGAAGGAAGGCAGAUAUGUCCGCUGUCGAGAGUGCCUUGGACGUCCUUUCCAGAGCGGCGACAAUGGUGCAAGAGGAGAGACCAAAGGUGACGAAUCUGCAUCGAAAACCGAGCAGCGCGUGGCGUAAAGAACGCAGGAGAGAUCCGAUUCAAAGUGAAGCGUUGGACAUGUCGGCAGGACGAACGAAUCAUCAUCACAACAGACCAAGUGUGAUCGUUCCUACCACGCCACAAGUUGGCAUUACAAUUGAGGACACUGCUAUGCCUACGCCGACGACGACGCCUACCGCGGCCUCGGGUGGACACAGGACCGGUAUCAGGACAGCGGGUGGCGUUAGUGAUCCCGCAAUCGAUGAGCACUUCAAACGAUCCCUAGGUCCGAAGAAGUACGCGGCGGUCUUCAACGCCACUACUACAGACAAGGAAACCGGCCUGAGUGUUGACGAUCAUUUCGCGAAAGCGCUCGGCGAGACUUGGACAAGACUUCAGGCAAAAAAUCGAAAGGAGUCCACCUAACUACCGGAUAGACUCACCGGAAAUCUUGUCAUCCUACUCGUCGUCGUCCUCGCCGUCGCUUGACGAUCGUGGUAACCCACUCGGGUAAAAUCGUUCCAGUCUCGUUAAAUAUGCAUUAAUGAUAAGUCAUAAUCAAUAAGAAUUAGUUGAAUUCGCGACUGUAUUCGAGGAAUUGUGCAUCCAACUAGAACUGUAAUUAGGGGCUAAAGAAUUUACAUAAAAGAAAAUAAAAACGCGCACAUUAGAACACGAUCUUGAUAAAGAUAUAGAAUUUUUUCAAACUGGGUUUUUGUAUUGAUACUCUAUAUUUCAGGAAAAAGAAUAUAAGUAAAAAGUUAAAACAACGUUUGACUAAAAAAUUAUUAUUUGGUAUUUCAAAUAUUAUAUUUUUUCGAUUUAUUCGAUUGAAGGUAAGUUACACUUUUUACAAGUGAAACCUGAUUUUGGUUAUAAAGUUAAAUCCGGCUUACAUUAUUUCUUAUAUUCGAUUUAUAUCUUUUUUUAUGUUUGAUUUAUAGAUUUCUUUUUAUUAAGUAUCUUAUAGAAUUUGUAAUUAUAUACUUAUAACACUUUUUCCACUCGCUCUUUCGUAAACAUUUUGUUUUAUUAUAAUUGGUAUACGUACCGCGUUGUGUAAAGAGGGUAUCAAGUGUCCUUGAUCUUCUCGCUUUUCAACUGGGUGCUCGUUGUCGUCGCUUUUUCGUCAGUAUAAAAUGCGAAUACAGGAUAAAAUUUUAAGAAGACAUCAAGAAAGUUGGCCUGUUGCAAAUAUGCAAACUAAAGUUUUGACAUUCAAAUCGAAUCGAAUCGAAUUUCAUUUCUUAAUUCGAAUCAAAAACUGAAUCAAUAAAAUUAUACCCAUAUUAAAUUGAAUUAAAUUAAAUUGUCUGAAUUUUUAAUUAAUAAAUUAAAAAAUUUUUCGUAGUUUGCAUUCGAAUUACAAAGAAUCAGAUAAGUUUCGAUUUGAUACGAUUUGAAUUCAAAUAGUUUGCACAUCUUUAACUUGUUGCAUGCUGUAUUUUAUACGGAUGAAUUUGACCCUCAAAUUUCACACUAGUACCAAUUCGCACUAGCGAUCAUUUCUUUUGUCUCUUAUUUUUGAAAAUUUCUAUUUCUUUAUAUCAUAUUUUUAACGUUAACAAUUUUUUCGCUAUGAAAGUAUUACCAAUAGAUUUUUGAGACAAUUUUAGAAUAAAACUCAGAUUUAAAAUUUAAAUUGUUUUAAUUAUCUUCAAGUUGUCAUUUGAAAUCACAAUUCGCACUGUGGUCCAUUCGUAGUGUGGAAUUAAUUUAUGCCAAGAUGAAGUGUAGAAUUUGAGGGUUGAGAGUUACUAUUAUGUAUAUAGACACAUAUUCCUUUAUUACGCCAUCGCCACAGUCAUUACCGUAUAGUUCCGAGUUAUGUAUGAAUAUAUAAUAGUUAUUUAUUAUAAUAAUGUUUCAUACUUCCUCGCAAAGCAGUAUGUUUAUAUGCAUACACAUGUUUAUGUAAUGUUUAUGUAAUAUUUACGUAAGCGUACAAUAUACGUAGUACAUUCGUGGAAAACAAUGAUACGGCCCUUCGUAAUAAAAUAAUUUGAAUAAAGUGCCAGGUAUAUUUUGUAACCCGAUCAUGUUUGUCAGUCAAAUGCCCAAUUGGACGUAAUAAAAUUUUCUCCUUUAAUUAUUGUAAAUCGAGCGGAGUCACUGACGAACACUGAAUGAAUUUAAAGUACAAUUAGAAACUGAAUAUUCACAAUACUCGUUAUGUAAUUAAUUUCACUCGCAAAAUACAUGUCGCGUGCGUAAAAUGAUUUAGACAACUGCGACUUUUAAUUCAUCUUAACUAGGAGGGCUGAAUCAUUGUCCAUGGGUGCAUAUUAUAAUAUCUUGUAACUACCGUUACGGGACGUCUCCUUUGUUGAGAGAAACAACCGAAUAGAAAGAAGUGUAAUUUAACAAAGCAGGGCACCAUAUUAGUUAUAAAUAUUAAUUGUAUAAGUGUCACAUCUUUAAGCUACAAGGUCACGCUCGAAGUUGUAAAGAUAAAAAUAUCGAACAGGAUAUGUACAAUAUGACAAAUGAUUAUGACAAUGAGCUGUAUGAAAAAAAAUUAAAGGGAAAAAUGUUUAAUUAUU